This is a messenger RNA of Vitis riparia (riverbank grape), 1492 nucleotides long. RefSeq lists its product as uncharacterized. NCBI's taxonomy places the organism in Eukaryota, Viridiplantae, Streptophyta, Magnoliopsida, Vitales, Vitaceae. The transcript has 6 exons. Bases 33 to 1178 code for a protein of 381 amino acids. The record is from RefSeq and is a predicted model, not a curated record.
UCAAGACAGAACCCAGAGAACUUCAAUUAUAAAUGGCUCCCUUCUUUCCUUCGUCAUCAUUAGCAAUUUCAUUUGAUCGCAAUCCCACAAUCGAAGCCAUUUCUAUGGAGGAGGCCAUCAAAGAUCAGCCCUCUGUUCAUGGGAAGUCUAAACUUCGGUAUCCUCUGAGAUCCGCGACUAAAUCCAAGGAGGAGAAACAAUCGACGGCAGAUACUUCAAACUCUUCUGCAACCAAGAGGGGAAGAAUUGUCUCAAAGGUCAGUCAGAGUGCGAGUGUCCUCGACAGCUCUACCAAGGACACAGCAGCCAAGCCGCCUAGAAGAUUUUCUAUUCCUGCCAAGUCAAAUGCCAGCCCCCACAUGAAACCGGCUGGCAACAUUACUCCAAUUUCUGAGACUAGGGCCAAGAGGUCUGUUACCAGUCAAGGGAAAAGUGCCACACCAGUUUCUGAUGUUUCCAAAUCAGGGAACCGCAGGAACUCCAGCUAUAUAUCCUCAGCAACAUAUUGGUUGUCACAGAUUAAGCUAUCUGAAUCUGCUGCUAUGCACUCAAUUUCACUUGGUUUCUUCAAACUUGCCUGGGAGGCUGGAUGUAAGCCUCUCCAGCGAAUGCGGGAAGAGCUAAAGUCUUAUGCACGCCGGAAUAGCCUUGGUGAACUCGGAGAAUCUGUGAAAGAAUUAUUCAAUAGUUAUGAAAUUUCAGAGAACUUGGAGCAGUUGCAGGUUUCUGAAACUUGUUCUCAGGUGCCUGGAGAGGGAACUCGAUCAUCUGAUGAUGAUGUUCACAGCACUUCUUCUACUAGGAGCACUAGGAAACUGAAACCAAAGUCCUUGAACACUGAUGCUGCUCAAGUUUCUUCAGUCACAGAAUCCGCCAAUAAGGAGACUACUCAGAAGAAUAAUCCUGCAACUAGAGUCAGGGGGUCAUUGAAUAAGAAUUCAGUGAAUACAAGAUCGGUUUCUGACUCUGGGAGCCGCAACUUACAAAGGAAACCCCAGAAGCCAAGUAAGCAAGAUUCUAAAACAGAGAAGGUUGUGAUAAAGAAACAAGGAAAGAAAUCUGCAAAUGAAGAAGGUCCAGUCAAUUCUUUGCCAACAGAGGAAACAACACUUCAAGAAAACAAAGAAAACAUGGAUGCCCCUCUGAUGGAAGAAACUAGUUUGACUGAAGUAAUGUAGACAUGCUGCACCAAACAUGCUGUGAACUCCUGAUAAAACUCUUUUACUCUUGUUGGAUUUUGUCUUCAGUGUUUUUUAGUGAGGGCUUUUCCUUUGUAUAGAAAGGGUCAAUGUGAAAGUGGUGAUCCUGUCUGGUGUGAAACUAAGCAUUUACUAUUCAUUUUCCCUUCUUAUUGUUCAGUAAAACUGGGAUUGUUUGUGUCUAGUAUCAUACAGUUAUUCUGGCGAUUUAAAUUGUAUCGAAGUACUAAGCUUCAUUUUUGGUGUCCUGAUAUAAGAUGAUAUAUGUUUGCAAGCAUGACUUCUUUACCUUA